CAAAUCAUUCAUUUCCACCUUCAUUGGGGAAAGCGAGUGUUAUCCGAACGGAAGGGUCCUGAAAUAUCUUCCUGCCUUGGCCUUGGAACGGUUGCGUGCUGUUUGCCAUCAGAAUGGCGCUACGCGUUGCAGCCAUACUGCUGGCUAUCUCGAUAGUGGGAGCACAUCGCCAGCAGAGAGCUGUUCCAGAUAAUUGUAACCUACCCCGAGAGCCCGGUCCAUGUCGAGCAAGUCUUCCUCGCUACUUCUACAACAGUCAGAGUGCGCAGUGUGAGCGUUUCAACUAUGGUGGUUGCCUCGGUAACGCCAACCACUUCACCACUGAGCACGCAUGUGUGCUGGCAUGUGAACGACAUGCUGAUCCGCCAGCACAGGGCGAACGUCUCAAGUUUGCUGAUAGGUCAUUCUGUGAUCGAACAUGUCCGCUGCCAUGUACUUGUCGAGGAAAACGGGUCGAGUGCCCGGGUCCAUUGGAUGCAGCACCUGCUGGCAUUAGUUCAUGCACUGAAGAGCUGAUUUUAUCCAAUUCUGGAAUCAGGAUGAUCAAUCCACAGGCCUUCUCUGGAAUGUCAUCGCUUAAAACACUUGAUCUUUCUGGUAAUGACAUCCGCACGCUACCUGAGGAUGCGUUCUCUGGAUUGACAAGUUUGGAAGUACUGCGACUGAAUGAUAACAAGCUUCAAGCACUUCCAGCCGACGUUCUACAGACUGCUCCCAAUCUCAUGGAGGUGCAUCUUCAGAACAAUCACUUGCAGUUUGUCGCUUGUGAGACCAUUGAUAACCUGCCAAAUCUCCGCUUGGUAAAUGUCAGCAACAAUCGUUUGGUUCGUCUGAUUCCCCAUCCCGGUACACCUCUUGACCAGAUGACAAUUGAUGUAAGCAACAACCGUUUGACAACAUUCUCUCUGCCACUCUCACCUGACUCUAGUGGACCAGUCCUGAACUUGGGUGAGAAUCCAUGGAUGUGCGACUGCAAACUGGAGCAACUCAUUACGCAUUACGCAACACGCCAGCAACAAGUACUGGAUCGCAACUCAGCUCUCUGUGCCAAUCCUUCAAGCCAGGGUGGACAGCGUAUUUUGCUUGUCAAUUCGGAGGCGCUCGAAUGCCUGCCGGAAGACGACACCGAGAGUGUUUCUGAGAUGUGCGUGAAAAUGCCAGACCAAGGGCCAUGCCGCGCACGGAUACAGCGCUACUACUAUGACCCACAAUCUCAGCGUUGCCGUCAGUUCACCUAUGGUGGAUGCAUGGGCAACGGCAACAACUUUGCCACCCAGGAGGCCUGUCAAAAGAAAUGUAUCGAAGUGGCCGGUCGACCAACUGGCCAACCAGUGCGUGAACCACCAACAGAUCCAGGUCCAGUGUGCAAUAGACAGAAUGAGGUCUACACAGAUUGUGGUUCACCUUGUGAGAGUACCUGUGAAGAGCCGGCCAAGACUUGCUUUGCAGUAUGUGUCGAGGCGUGUAGGUGCAGACCAGGCACAGUGCGUCUGGAGGAAGACGGUCCAUGCGUUCCUCGUGAGCGCUGCCCACAGCCAGCAAAGCCAGAUCAGCCAACUGCUGGACCCAGGCCUACUGACUCUCCACUGCCUGCGCCAGUGUGGCCCAAUCCAGCCUACAAUGUCCGUGACACUACAGACGACACCGUAUCAUUGAACUUGCCGAGAGUCAAUACUUCACCCGGAAGCACGUUCGACUUGGAAGUGUUGCGCGACGGCACUUGGCAGAAAAUACCAGACAACAUUCCUGUCACUCGCUUCACCCAUGAUGUCAGUGGCCUUGAGCCCGACACUCGCUAUGACUUCCGUAUUCGCUACUUUGAUGUAUCCAGAAAUCGGCUUUCCCCGUGGAGUUCACCGGCUCCUAGCCGUACUGAUUCGGCGCCAGAGACGGAUCCACCAACAGACCCUCCAACACAAGGUCCGUUUCAACCACAGUGGCCAACUCCAUCAAACAAUGAUGAUCGUACUACCGACAGUCGCAUCACUGUGAAUUUGCCUGGCUUGCCCCAGCUACCAUCAGGCAGCGUGUUGGACGUACAGUACAGACGUCCGGGUGGCAACUGGAGCCCUGCAGGUACUGUAUCGGCACGAAACACGCCACAGGAGUUUGACGUGCCGUUCCUUCAGCCAGACACACCGUACCUCUUCCGUUUCCGCUAUAGGAGCAGCACUGUACCUAGAGGCUCUCCGUAUAGUCCCAUUGAACAAUUCCGCACAGAACCAACUGUGACUGAGCCGCCACGAACAGAUGCUCCAAUGCCCACUCCAGAGUGGAGAAGACCUGCCUCACCAUCACAACGUUUCAUCGAUCUUAACCUGCCUAGCUAUACAGUUCCGGGCUCCACAUUCGACGUGUUUAUUGAGAGCGACAGAGUUCCUCGCCGACUUCUUUUUUCACAGCCCACUCAGUUCCGUGAACAAGCUCGACGCAUUCCUAACUUGACACCCAAUACGGAGUACCGAUUCUACAUCGUCGCUCGCGAUGGCAAUCGCCAGUCACCAGAGAGCAAUGUACAAGAAGUGCGAACUCUGCCUGAAAGAGUGAUAACUCUGCGGCCAGUGCCAACCCAAUCUCCAGAACGUCACUAUGUCCUGUCAUGGCUCGUUUCUCCUCAGCUGGAGAACCUAGUCACCGGUUUCAGAAUUCAGUAUCGAAAACUUGACCCGAACGGUCGACCGGAACCGUGGGUCACGGAAUCGGACAAUGUUCCAAGAGAGGAUCGGGAGUAUAACUUGGCCCUUCCAGAUUCUGGUACAUAUGAGUUGCUGGUCACUGGCCUGACUGCCGAUGGACUGCCUGACAUUGAACAAUUGUUCCAGGAAGUUAUCCAGUGGGAAGGAGAUGGAUCAGUCCGUCCAGUAACCCGCCCUGUGCAAGUAGAGCCGACAACACGACCUCUUCCUCCAACUCCAGCUCCCACAACUCAACCAGCACCCACCACUCAACCCAAACCUGAUGAUGUUCCUGUACCAGACCUUGCUUGGCCGGAGAACACUGUGCAGUCGGUUACCGAUGAGGAGGUUACCAUAAGACUGCCAGCUGCUCCACCAAGCACACGCCUAGACGUGUUUGAGAUUGUGAAUCGGGCUUACUCGCGCAUAGAAACGGUGCCUGGCACUAAUUCACCACAAGACCUAGUGUUCGAUAGAAGGCCAGGCACGCAGAGAAUCCUCUUCCGUAUCAUUGACGAGACCGGUAGAGCUACGGCGCUUUCACCCGUUCUGGAGGUGACCGAUCGUCCCAUUGCUCCACCUACUACCAUGCCACCCGUUGUCACCACCACUGCUACAUUGUCAAUAGAAUUCCCUAGCGACGAGAAUCCCAUCUCAGUGACGAGCAAUUCUGUGACUCUACGAUUCCCGGGACGCACGGUGACAGAAGACAUUUCCUAUGAGCUGUUCAAUGUCCUGCCUAAUGGCCAGUUCACACUGCUCCAGUCUAUCCCAUCUACUACGCAGGAUCAAGAUGUUCCCAUUACUGCACAGCCCGGCAUCACAUACACUUAUGUUUCCCGAGUGGUGAAUACGCGGACAAACCGAGCUGGACGUCUUAGCCGCAGGCUAACCGUUACCACCCCAUCUGCGGCUGCACAGACUCCAGCUCCCCAGCCUACUACUGCCCCAGCACCAGAGCAACCGCCUCGUCGUAACUGGCCCACUCCAGGCUAUAGCGAGGAAAGCACCACACCGACAUCUACUGUCAUCUUCCUACCUGGCUUGCCAAGUGCUCCAUCAGGAACAACAUUCAAUGUGGAAGUACGUGGACCAAACGGCCAAUGGCAGCGAUUCGCUAGUCGCAUACCAUCGUCAGACCGUCCUCAGCAGUUCCGUGUAUCAUCAUUGGAGCCUGGCACGCCGUAUGAUUUCCGAUUCCAAUACUCUUAUCCCACUGGGCCAGCCUCAGACUACAGCAAUACCCAGACGAUUGACACUGACUCUCCCCAGCCUACUGGUGGCCCAGCUCCAGUUUCAGCACCAUAUUGGCCAAGCAACCAACCAACCAGUCAGAGUCCAGGUCAGCUUCAAUUUACACUCCCCGCUGCCGUUCCUAAUUACUACUACGAAGUUGUGAGGAUCUUACCAAACGGAGAUGAAGAAGUUGUGGGAAGAUAUCGACCGAUCGACAGCCGUGAGCAAAUCAUCAUGCCUGUACUACCUGGAGAGAAUUAUCGUCUGGGUCUGAGAUCAAGAUCAACCUUGUCUCCCAGCCAAGUCUCCGAUAUUCGCUCAAUUAUUACAUUCCAGAUUCCUCAAGCCCAACCAGUGCCGUUUCCCCAGAAUGGUGUCAUUCAAUUCCAGCCAUCGUUCCCUGGUCAGAGUGGAUGGGUGAUUCGCAGCAAUGUUGAUGGAGAAAUUACAAGAUUGCCAGCAUCAACAAGACAGUAUACACUGGAUACCAGCUCACUGUCAGUUGGAACUCAUACAGUUACCGUGGAGACGGAUGAUGGACGUGUGAUUGGACGAUACAUUGUCAUUGUCAGAGUCCCAGUGCCAUCUUGGCCAGGACGCCCAACCUUCCAGAGCCCAGAUCGAGUUCAACUUACACUCCCUGCUGCCACUCCUAACUACCUAUAUGAAGUUGUGAGGAUCUUGCCAAAUGGAAACGAAGAAGUUGUGGGAAGAUAUCGACCGGGAGACAGCCGUCAACAAACCAUUCGUGUUGUGCCUGGAGAGAAUUAUCGUCUGGGUCUGAGAUCAAGAUCAACCCAGUCUCCCAGCCAAGUCUCCAGUAUUGGCUCAACUGUUUCUUUCAACAUUCCUGAAGUACAACCAACUCCUGCUCCUACCCCAGCACGUCCUACAUCUCCAGCUUGGCCAAGACCCCCAACCAUCCAGAACCCAGAUCGAGUUCAACUUACACUCCCUGCUGCCACUCCUAACUACCUAUACGAAGUUGUGAGGAUCUUGCCAAAUGGAAACGAAGAAGUUGUGGGAAGAUAUCGACCCAGCGACAGCCGUCAACAAACCAUUCGUGUUGUGCCUGGAGAGAAUUAUCGUCUGGGUCUGAGAUCAAGAUCAAUCCGAUCUCCCAGCCAAGUCUCCGGUAUUGGCUCAACAAUUUCAUUCAACAUUCCUCAAGUACGACCAACUCCUGCUCCUACUCCAGAACGUCCUACAGCUCCAGCUUGGCCAAGACCCCCAACCAUCCCGAGUCCAGGUCAGCUUCAAUUCACACUCCCUGCUGCCACUCCUAACUACCAAUACGAAGUUGUGAGGAUCUUGCCAAACGGGGAUGAAGAAGUUGUGGGAAGAUAUCGACCCAGCGACAGCCGUCAACAAACCAUUUCUGUUGUACCUGGGGAGAAUUAUCGUCUGGGUCUGAGAUCAAGAUCAAUCCAAUCUCCCAACCUAGUCUCCGGUAUUGGCUCAACUAUUUCAUUCAACAUUCCACAAGCCCAACCAGCGCCGUUUCCCCAGAAUGGUGUAAUUCAAUUCCAGCCAUCGUUCCCUGGUCAGAGUGGAUGGGUGAUCCGCAGCAAUGUGGAUGGAGAAAUUACAAGAUUGCCAGCAUCAACAAGACAGUAUACACUGGAUACCAGCUCACUGUCAGUUGGAACUCAUACGGUUACCGUGGAGACGGAUGAUGGACGUGUGAUUGGACGGUACAUUGUCAUUGUCAGAGUCCCAGUGCCAUCUUGGCCAGGACGCCCAACCUUCCAGAGCCCAGAUCGAGUUCAACUAACACUCCCUGCUGCCACUCCUAACUACCUAUAUGAAGUUGUGAGGAUCUUGCCAAAUGGAAACGAAGAAGUUGUGGGAAGAUAUCGACCGGGAGACAGCCGUCAACAAACCAUUCGUGUUGUGCCUGGAGAGAAUUAUCGUCUGGGUCUGAGAUCAAGAUCAACCCAGUCUCCCAGCCAAGUCUCCGGUAUUGGCUCAACUGUUUCUUUCAACAUUCCUGAAGUACAACCAACUCCUGCUCCUACCCCAACACGUCCUACAGCUCCAGCUUGGCCAAGACCCCCAACCGUCCAGAUCCCAGAUCGAGUUCAACUUACACUCCCUGUUGCCACUCCUAACUACCUAUAUGAAGUUGUGAGGAUCUUGCCAAAUGGAAACGAAGAAGUUGUGGGAAGAUAUCGACCCAGCGACAGCCGUCAACAAACCAUUCGUGUUGUGCCUGGCGAGAAUUAUCGUCUGGGUCUGAGAUCAAGAUCAAUCCGAUCUCCCAGCCAAGUGUCCGGUAUUGGCUCAACAAUUUCAUUCAACAUUCCUCAAGUACGACCAACUCCUGCUCCUACUCCAGCACGUCCUACAGCUCCAGCUUGGCCAAGACCCCCAACCAUCCCGAGUCCAGGUCAGCUUCAAUUCACACUCCCUGCUGCCACUCCUAACUACCAAUACGAAGUUGUGAGGAUCUUACCAAACGGGGAUGAAGAAGUUGUGGGAAGAUAUCGACCCAGCGACAGCCGUCAGCAAACCAUUUCUGUUGUACCUGGACAGAAUUAUCGUCUGGGGCUGAGAUCAAGGUCAAUCCAAUCUCCCAGCCAAGUCUCCGGUAUUGGCUCAACAAUUUCAUUCAACAUUCCACAAGCCCAAUCAGUUCCGUUUCCCCAGAAUGGUGUCAUUCAAUUCCAGCCAUCGUUCCCUGGUCAGAGUGCAUGGGUGAUUCGCAGCAAUGUGGAUGGAGAAAUUACAAGAUUGCCAGCAUCAACAAGACAGUAUACACUGGAUACUAGCUCACUGUCAGUUGGAACUCAUACGGUUACCGUGGAGACGGAUGAUGGACGUGUGAUUGGACGGUACAUUGUCAUUGUCAGACUUCCAGCACCAUCUUGGCCAAGACCCCCAACCAUUCAGAGUCCAGGCCAGCUUCAAUUCACACUCCCUGCUGCCGUUUCUAACUACCAAUACGAAGUUGUGAGGAUCUUACCAAAUGGGGAUGAAGAAGUUGUGGGAAGAUAUCGACCCAGCGACAGCCGUCAGCAAACCAUUUCUGUUGUACCUGGACAGAAUUAUCGCCUGGGUCUGAGAUCAAGAUCAAUCCAAUCUCCCAGCCAAGUCUCCGGUAUUGGCUCAACAAUUUCAUUCAACAUUCCACAAGCCCAAUCAGUUCCGUUUCCCCAGAAUGGUGUCAUUCAAUUCCAGCCAUCGUUCCCUGGUCAGAGUGCAUGGGUGAUUCGCAGCAAUGUGGAUGGAGAAAUUACAAGAUUGCCAGCAUCAACAAGACAGUAUACACUGGAUACUAGCUCACUGUCAGUUGGAACUCAUACGGUUACCGUGGAGACGGAUGAUGGACGUGUGAUUGGACGGUACAUUGUCAUUGUCAGACUUCCAGCACCAUCUUGGCCAAGACCCCCAACCAUUCAGAGUCCAGGCCAGCUUCAAUUCACACUCCCUGCUGCCGUUUCUAACUACCAAUACGAAGUUGUGAGGAUCUUACCAAAUGGGGAUGAAGAAGUUGUGGGAAGAUAUCGACCCAGCGACAGCCGUCAGCAAACCAUUUCUGUUGUACCUGGACAGGAUUAUCGCCUGGGUCUGAGAUCAAGAUCAAUCCAAUCUCCCAGCCAAGUCUCCGGUAUUGGCUCAACAAUUUCAUUCAACAUUCCACAAGCCCAAUCAGUUCCGUUUCCCCAGAAUGGUGUCAUUCAAUUCCAGCCAUCGUUCCCUGGUCAGAGUGCAUGGGUGAUUCGCAGCAAUGUGGAUGGAGAAAUUACAAGAUUGCCAGCAUCAACAAGACAGUAUACACUGGAUACUAGCUCACUGUCAGUUGGAACUCAUGCGGUUACCGUGGAGACGGAUGAUGGACGUGUGAUUGGACGGUACAUUGUCAUUGUCAGACUUCCAGCACCAUCUUGGCCAAGACCCCCAACCAUUCAGAGUCCAGGCCAGCUUCAAUUCACACUCCCUGCUGCCGUUUCUAACUACCAAUACGAAGUUGUGAGGAUCUUACCAAAUGGGGAUGAAGAAGUUGUGGGAAGAUAUCGACCCAGCGACAGCCGUCAGCAAACCAUUUCUGUUGUACCUGGACAGAAUUAUCGCCUGGGUCUGAGAUCAAGAUCAAUCCAAUCUCCCAGCCAAGUCUCCGGUAUUGGCUCAACAAUUUCAUUCAACAUUCCACAAGCCCAAUCAGUUCCGUUUCCCCAGAAUGGUGUCAUUCAAUUCCAGCCAUCGUUCCCUGGUCAGAGUGCAUGGGUGAUUCGCAGCAAUGUGGAUGGAGAAAUUACAAGAUUGCCAGCAUCAACAAGACAGUAUACACUGGAUAUCAGCUCACUGUCAGUUGGAACUCAUACGAUUACCGUGGAGACGGAUGAUGGACGUGUGAUUGGACGGUACAUUGUCAUUGUCAGAGUUCCAGUACCAUCUUGGCCAAGACCCCCUACCAUUCAGAGUCCAGAUCGGGUUCAACUUACACUCCCUGCUGGCGUUUCUAACUACCUAUAUGAAGUUGUGAGGAUCUUGCCAAAUGGGGAUGAAGAAGUUGUGGGAAGCUAUCGAUCGACCGACAGCCGUCAGCAAACCCUUUCAGUUGUACCUGGACAGAAUUAUCGUCUGGGUCUGAGAUCAAGAUCAACCCAGUCUCCCCGCCAAGUCUCCGGUAUUGGCUCAACAAUUUCAUUCAGCGUUCCUCAAGCCCAACCAGUUCCGUUUCCCCAGAAUGGUGUCAUUCAAUUCCGGCCAUCGUUCCCUGGUCAGAGUGCAUGGGUGAUUCGCAGCAAUGUGGAUGGAGAAAUUACAAGAUUGCCAGCAUCAACAAGACAGUAUACACUGGAUAUCAGCUCACUGUCAGUUGGAACUCAUACGAUUACCGUGGAGACGGAUGAUGGACGUGUGAUUGGACGGUACAUUGUCAUUGUCAGAAGUAAGUGUUUGCCCAAGCUUGAAAGGAUCCGUUCCAGAAUAUGCUGAAUAUUGAAACUGUGA
Messenger RNA from Sycon ciliatum, 8867 nucleotides. RefSeq names its product mucin-2-like. The transcript has 63 exons. Gene Ontology annotation, cellular component: extracellular region. Gene Ontology annotation, molecular function: serine-type endopeptidase inhibitor activity; protein binding. The record is from RefSeq and is a predicted model, not a curated record. NCBI's taxonomy places the organism in Eukaryota, Metazoa, Porifera, Calcarea, Leucosolenida, Sycettidae. Bases 114 to 8852 code for a protein of 2912 amino acids.